Exaiptasia diaphana is the source of this 1491-nucleotide messenger RNA. RefSeq names its product cell division control protein 1. The transcript is spliced from 9 exons. Bases 263 to 1354 code for a protein of 363 amino acids. The record is from RefSeq and is a predicted model, not a curated record. NCBI's taxonomy places the organism in Eukaryota, Metazoa, Cnidaria, Anthozoa, Actiniaria, Aiptasiidae. Gene Ontology annotation, molecular function: hydrolase activity. Gene Ontology annotation, biological process: GPI anchor biosynthetic process. Gene Ontology annotation, cellular component: endoplasmic reticulum.
UUGCAGUCUAGUCUGCAGAAAAAAUCGUGAAUCUUUUUGUCGGUGAAAAUCCCCAAAAUUAAUUCAUAAAGGCUUCAAUGAUAGUUUUGGUGCAUCUUUUAAUUUCAAGCCCAACGAAACUUUCUCGCAAAAUGUAAUUUAAUCCCCUGUGCCCUAAUAUGGUGUGCAAAGUGUUCAUUUUGUUGAAGGCUCGUUGUCCGGUGUUGCGAAUGAACUUGGAGAUGGAGAAUUGUUGAAAUGAGAUGUCACUGCCAAUUACCUGAUGACUAGAUUAUCUUCACAACAACUCAUUAUUUAUAAAACUGUGUUUGGCAUACUGCUGGCCGGAGUGGUGUAUUUGAUUGGGGAUAUUAUCAUCUUGUAUAAAGCAACUCAACUUUGGGAUGUCCCUGGUGGCAAAGCUGGAACAUUGUAUGUCUUAGCAUUGGCAGAUCCGCAAAUUCAGGGUUAUUAUCAAGAACACCCAAGUAUUAUUGGCGCAAUUACAAGAUGGGACUCAGACCGAUACCUCAGAAACACCUUCUCACUGGCAAUGAGCUAUGCUUCACCUGAUGUUGUUGUAUUUUUAGGGGAUCUCCUUGAUGAAGGAAGUUUUGCUACUGAUGAUGAUUUCCUGAUAUACAAGAAUCGCUUUCAUGAUAUCUUUUCUGUACCUGAUAAUAUUCCUAAAAUAUACUUAGCUGGUGACAACGAUAUUGGUGGUGAAGGUGGAGAUGUGUUAACAUCUCACAAUGUUGAAAGAUUCUCCAAAUAUUUUGGGCCAAUAAAUGAUGUCAUCAACAUUAAGAAUUUCCAGUUUGUCAAAAUAAACACAGUCAGCUUUCUGAGGUUCUCUUUCCCAGCCUACAAAGAAGAACAACCUACAUAUUACCACACUGUUAAAUUCCUCAAGAAUAUUAAUUUGCAGUUGAAAGAAGGCUCCAACGUGAUAUUACUUGCUCAUGCGCCUUUACCAAACUUGCCGUCCAAUUUAUAUCAUAAGUUUAUUUCUUCUCUGAAACCCAAAGUGUCACUUGCUGGACAUUCACACAAGCAUUUACAGAUUUACCAUAGGCAGCCGUCAAGUCCUUCAUUCUGGGAGUAUACUAUUCCUACCUGUAGUUAUCGUAUGGGUACAAACCAAAUAGGAGCAGGCGUCUUAAUUAUUGAUGAAAAGGGAAAAUCAAGUCUUCACAUUCUAAAAUUCCCAGAACGUUAUAUCUACCUAUACAUGUAUCUUAUAUUUUGUUGUAUAUUAUUAUUAGGCUAUUCUCUUAGUUUUAGAGCUACCAGAUCGUUUUUAUCGUCAUAUUUUAAUAAAUUAAGAGGAUUAUUUUGUAUAUUCAAAAUACAAGGAAGAUCAAAGCGUUUGUAACACUUAUUUUUGAAUUGAAAAAAAAAAAUGAAUUUUCAAACGUGUUUGGGAAGAGGGAAGGAUUUAUCAUCAUCUUUAUAGUGUUCAAGGAUAAGUUAUACAACGUAAUGGAUUAAAGACAUCUUGAGUUUUCGAGA